AUGCCUUCAACGACCGGAAAACGCAAGCGAGAUACCGCUGUUGUGUCGCGAUCCACGAAAACUAAAGAGGCAAGCCCACCGCCGGUAGAUAACGCGCAAGAUAUCUUCCGCAAAUAUUUCGAGGCGCAAUUCGAGCCUAUUGAGCCUCCCAAGCCAGACGCCGAUUCCGUGGAAGACGAAGCCGAAAUUGGCGAAGAAGAAUUAUCAGAUGCUGAAGGCUCGGACUGGGACGGAAUCUCUGGAGAAGAGGAGGAGGACAGUGACGAGGAGAGCUACGAAGUGGAGAUUGUCGAGCACAAGGAUGCUAAAAGAGAUGACUUGAUGGAUAAGAAAGCUCGCAAAGCGUUUAUGAAUUCGAGACCACCGUCAUUGGGAGACGUGCCAACGAAGACAGCAGAACCGGUUACAAAGGAAGAAGAAGAAGAAGACAAGGACAACUUCAAGCACGAUCUCGCAUUACAACGACUGCUUCGGGAAUCUCAUCUCCUUGAGGAUGCAUCGGAUCUCGCACCCACCGGCAAGAACCGUCUCAAGGCUCUCGAUCUGCGCAUGCAAUCUCUUGGUGCAAAGACGUCUCUCUACGAUCAAAAAAUGCCUGAUGCGCAUCGCAGGGGUAUUAAAUCCAAAGCCGCUUCGAAGGACGCUAAGCGACGACUGGAGGCCAAAGAGAACGGUAUUAUUCUCGAGAAGCCUUCCAAAAUUACCAAGUCGAAUUCAGCACGAAGAGAACGGGGUAUUGGAGGGUCUUCUAUUGGAAAGUUCUCUGGGGCUCACCUGGAGCCUGUCUUCAUUAUGAUUGGAAAGUACAUAGACCCCUUUGCAUCAUUCGCAAAUUGA
Messenger RNA from Penicillium pulvis, 837 nucleotides. RefSeq lists its product as uncharacterized. The record is from RefSeq and is a predicted model, not a curated record. Lineage: Eukaryota; Fungi; Ascomycota; Eurotiomycetes; Eurotiales; Aspergillaceae. Gene Ontology annotation, cellular component: nucleolus. The transcript has 3 exons. Gene Ontology annotation, biological process: maturation of SSU-rRNA from tricistronic rRNA transcript (SSU-rRNA, 5.8S rRNA, LSU-rRNA). The coding region runs from base 1 to 837 and encodes 278 amino acids.